UAGAGCAAUUUGGGACCGCGACGCUUUCUAGCGCGCUGGGGUCCUGCGGUGACCUCUGAGCUCGCGGCUCUCGGCGCUGCUGCUGCCGCCCGACCCCCGUCCGCCUCGCCGCCCCGCACAAUGGAGUCGGUGGUCUUCCCCCGGCGCGCGGGCCAGGCUCCAUCGGCCUCCGCCCUGGCUACCGAGCGCGCCCGGGUGCUGGCGGACGGGCUCAUCAAGUCACCCAAACCGCUGAUGAAGAAGCAAGCGGUGAAGCGGCACCAUCACAAACACAACCUGCGGCACCGCUACGAGUUCUUGGAGACCCUGGGCAAGGGCACCUACGGGAAGGUGAAGAAGGCACGAGAGAACUCGGGACGCCUGGUGGCCAUCAAGUCAAUCCGGAAAGACAAAGUCAAAGACGAGCAGGAUCUGUUGCACAUAAGGAGGGAGAUUGAAAUCAUGUCUUCGCUCAACCACCCCCACAUCAUUGCCAUCCAUGAAGUGUUUGAGAACAGCAGCAAGAUCGUGAUUGUCAUGGAGUAUGCCAGCCGGGGCGAUCUGUAUGAUUACAUCAGUGAGCGGCCACGGCUGAGUGAGCGUGACGCCAGGCAUUUCUUCCGACAGAUCGUCUCUGCCCUACACUACUGCCACCAGAACGGGAUUGUUCACCGCGAUCUCAAGCUGGAGAACAUCCUUCUAGAUGCCAAAGGAAACAUCAAGAUUGCUGAUUUUGGCCUCUCCAACCUGUACCACAAAGGCAAGUUCCUCCAGACGUUCUGUGGGAGCCCUCUCUAUGCGUCACCUGAGAUCGUCAACGGGAAGCCCUAUGUGGGCCCAGAGGUAGACAGCUGGUCUCUGGGAGUUCUCCUAUACAUUCUGGUGCACGGCACCAUGCCCUUCGACGGGCAGGAUCAUAAAACUCUGGCGAAGCAAAUUAGCAGCGGGGCUUACCGGGAGCCCCCUAAGCCGUCUGAUGCGUGUGGCCUGAUCCGGUGGCUGUUAAUGGUGAACCCCACCCGUCGGGCCACACUGGAGGAUGUAGCCAGUCACUGGUGGGUCAAUUGGGGAUAUACCACCAGAGUUGGGGAACAGGAAGCUGUGCGUGAGGGUGGGCACCUUGGUGGCGACUCUGCCCGGGCUUCCAUGGCUGACUGGCUACGACGCUCUUCCCGUCCCCUCCUGGAGAACGGGGCCAAGGUGUGCAGCUUCCUCAAACAGCACGUGCCGGGAGGCGGAAGCGUUGUCCCUGGGCUGGAACGGCAGCAUUCCCUUAAGAAGUCCCGUAAAGAGAACGACAUGGCUCAGACUCUGCAGGGUGACCCAGCUGAGGACGCCGCCCCUCGCCCUGGCAAGAGCAGCCUCAAGCUACCAAAAAGCAUUCUCAAGAAAAAGGCCUCUACCUCCUCCUCAGGGAUGGUACAGGAGGACCCUCAGGAACUCAGCCCCAUGCCGGAAACGCCGGGGCAGCCUGCCCCUCCUGUUGCCCUGCUCCCUAGGAAGGGCAUCCUCAAGAAGUCUCGGCAGCGUGAGUCCGGCUACUAUUCCUCUCCAGAGCCCAGUGAGUCCGGGGAACUCUUAGAUGCUGGCGAUGUGUUUGUGAGUGGGGACCCCGUGGAGCAGAAGACUUCCCAAGCUGCAGGGAACCUCCUCCGCCGGAAGGGCAUCCUCAAACUCAAUGGCAAGUUCUCUAGCACCACGUUAGAAGGCAGCACCCCGAGCACCUUCGGCUCCCUGGACCAACUGGCCUCCCCUCACCCUGCAACCCGGGCCAGCCGCCCCUCAGGGGCUGUGAGUGAGGACAGCAUCCUGUCUUCCGAGUCCUUUGACCAGUUGGACUUGCCUGAGCGGCUCCCUGAAACCCCACUGAGGGGCUGUGUGUCUGUGGACAACCUGAGGGGGCUUGAGCAGCCACCCUCAGAAGGCCUGAGGCGAUGGUGGCAGGAACCCCUGGGCGAUAGCUGCUUUUCUCUGACAGACUGCCAGGAGGUGACAGCAGCCUACCGGCAAGCCCUGAGAAUCUGUUCAGAGCUCAGCUGAAGAUGAGAGGUGGUGCCCUGGUUUGGGGUGGGCUUUGAGGGGUCUGCAGGUACCCUAGAUAGGAUUCCUGGGAAAUCUGGGGGAGUAAAGCCCAUCCAGGGCUCCCUGUCUUCAGCCUGAUGGAGCAGGAAGAUGAGGAGGGAAAUGGUAACCCUGUGGGGGAGGGGGCCACGGAAUCCAGACUGCCAGAAUGUUGUAGUAUAGUAUGGCCACCUGGGACCUGAAGAGCCCUGUCUGUGCCUACCUCCUCCAUGCCAUGAGUAUUACCCGUGGUGCGUUUUCCUACCUGUUCUCUGCCAGUGUCAGGGUGGAUCUUCACACCAGUUCCUGUUCCCACCGACCACCAGAGUUAGAACCCUGGCAUGCCUGGGUAGUCUGGGGUAACCUUUCCUCCCUUGUUGGAAGAGGAAGCAGCCUCUGGCUCCCAUUUGCCCUAGUCCGUCGCUGCUGCGGUCUCAGAGACCUGAAAGGACUCUCGGGCUGCUGUUUGGUUUCAUCUCAAGGGUUCAGAUCUGGGCCCCAUCUUAAACCUCAAAGACUGGAGCUUCUGCCUUGAAGCUGCUCCUGAUGUCUGGACUGUGGAUGGAUGUGUCUUUCUCAGGCUAACGGGACCUAGAAUGUGCUGACUUAUUUAUUUUUUUUUUGGUUCUCUUUUUUGUUGUUUUGUUUUGUGAAUUGUGCUGCUUUGGGCCAUGUGAAUGCUGUGUUCCCCGGAAAGCCACUGUGCCACUGACAUUUAUGUACAGAAGUAUUUGACAAUAAUGUCCCUCUACUGGGUGUGGAGGGGCGGGGCUGGCUUUUUCAAACUUAGGUCCCGAGCACUGGAUUGGCUGUCCAGUCCCUUCACACCCGAAGCUGCCCACCCUCCCCGAAUCUGUGGCCAAAUGAACCUCAUUCCAUUAAAACCAGCAUGGUGACUGGAAAAACAA
Molecule: messenger RNA, 2948 nt
Organism: Phodopus roborovskii (desert hamster)
Lineage: Eukaryota; Metazoa; Chordata; Mammalia; Rodentia; Cricetidae
Gene: Nuak2
Product: NUAK family kinase 2
Exons: 7
Coding region: 121-2019 (632 amino acids)
Biological process (GO): microtubule cytoskeleton organization; protein phosphorylation; intracellular signal transduction
Cellular component (GO): cytoplasm
Molecular function (GO): tau-protein kinase activity; protein serine/threonine kinase activity; ATP binding
Source: RefSeq, a predicted model, not a curated record